AUGCCGGCCUACAACUCCAUCUUCAACGAGGACCCCAACGUCCCUCGUCUGAUAGGCAACUUUCCCCUGCUGCCCCUGCGCACCAAGACCCGCGGUCCUGCCUACGUCCUGCCGGCGCCCUCCCCGCCGCUUCCCGCCAACGAGUCCCCCGAUCCUGACUCGGAGAGCUACGACAUUCUCGACGAGGUCCUCGCCCUCUUCCGCGCCAACACCUUUUUCCGCAACUUUGAGAUCCAGGGUCCCGCCGACCGCCUCCUCGUCUACGGCAUCUGGUUCGUCUCCGACUGCCUCACCAAGAUCAAGCCUCAGCAUGGCCCCCGCGAAGCCGCCAAAGAGGUCCAGAACCUGGCGCUCGACACCAACUUUGCCAUUCCCGGCGACCCAGGCUGGCCCCUGAACCAGAUGUACGAGCCCCCCCGCGACAGGCAGGAGGCCGAGCUGCUGCGCCAGUACAUCGCUCAGGUCCGCCAGGAGAUUGCGCCGCGGUUACUCGCGCGCGUGUUUGAGGAGGGCGGCGACGGCAAGCCGAGCAAGUGGUGGCUCAGCUUCACCAAGAGGAAGUUCAUGGGCAAGGCGUUGUAA
Messenger RNA from Verticillium nonalfalfae, 582 nucleotides. RefSeq names its product subunit of the Arp2/3 complex (gene ARC18). Lineage: Eukaryota; Fungi; Ascomycota; Sordariomycetes; Glomerellales; Plectosphaerellaceae. The transcript has 3 exons. Bases 1 to 582 code for a protein of 193 amino acids. Gene Ontology annotation, cellular component: cytoskeleton; Arp2/3 protein complex. Gene Ontology annotation, biological process: Arp2/3 complex-mediated actin nucleation; regulation of actin filament polymerization. Gene Ontology annotation, molecular function: actin filament binding. The record is from RefSeq and is a predicted model, not a curated record.